Messenger RNA from Spodoptera litura, 2436 nucleotides. RefSeq names its product nose resistant to fluoxetine protein 6-like. Lineage: Eukaryota; Metazoa; Arthropoda; Insecta; Lepidoptera; Noctuidae. Gene Ontology annotation, molecular function: acyltransferase activity, transferring groups other than amino-acyl groups. The record is from RefSeq and is a predicted model, not a curated record.
AUUCCGAUUGUGAUAGUCGCAGUCGUAUAAAAAAUUUCUCAGUACCUCUAAAUAAUAUGUCUUAGUUUAAUAAGAUAUUCAAAUAUUAACAUCAUGUUUUCGAAAGUGAUUUUUUGUGUGGUUUCAAUUAAUUUUAUUUUAGUUAGAGGGCACAUACAGUUGCCUGUACCAAAUGAGGCGUUAGAUCAGAAUCUCUAUAGAGAUGUGAUUGAUCCGGAGUUAUGUAGUGAACAAAUUGCCCAAAUAAGAAACAAUACGUUACUCUCGAUGUUCUUUGCUGAUGCCGGUAUUAGGGUACCACGAGGCAUACUUACAGGCAACACUCUUGACUUGGGUAAUUAUCACCAAUGCCUCGGCAUUAACGAGAUUACAGACACAAACACCGAACUCCAAGGGAAAUACUGCAUGAUUCGUGUACCAAUGAAUCAAAGUUAUCAUUUUCCUGAAGACUUUGAGAUUCCCAAUUUUGACCCAAGACUUCUACAGUUGGAUGAUGAAACUGUAGCGACUUUGAAGAAAUAUUAUGCAUCCAGACAAGGAAUGUUGGCGAUGUCUGGUAUUUUUAAUGAUGAGAGGACGCCAGUACAGACACCUCUCUCUAGGUUUACAUUUAGUCUAGCUAUCUGCAUCCCAAGACCAUGUACAACUGAGCAAGCAAUAAAUUCAUAUUUAUUCAACAUAUCCGCUAUCGGUUUUCAAUACACUGAUGAGUUUUGUCGUCUGCCUAACGACAAGCCGUGGGUGCCUGGAGACACAGUGGCAGUGGUCGUUUUCUCAAUAAUUGGGUUACUUACUCUUGUCAGUACUACUUUUGAUAUCUGGCAGACGAUUAUUUUGAAAAAAGAUCCUAAAACAGUGAGUGUUAUUGGUAGAUCAUUUUCUGUAUACACAAAUGGUCGUCGUGUAAUGACAUUUACUUCUGGUGCCAACACGAUUGAAUGUUUGGACGGCAUCAGAGCUCUAGCCAUGAUGUGGGUGGUCCUUGGCCAUUCGUUUUCAUCAGAAUCAAAUUGGGCCAAUCCCCUUGAUGGAUUUACGUGGGCGACAUCAUGGCAAGCUUUAUGGGUGGUAUCAGCUACAUUGACAGUGGACACAUUUUUUAUGUUGAGUGGCUUUCUCGUUGUCUAUACUACAGUUGGAAAAAUAAAUUCCAAUCAGUUAAUAAAAAACAUUCACCUGUUUUGGCUAAAUCGACUCUUGCGCAUGUUUCCUUUAUUGGCUGCUAUUGCACUCUUAGAAGCGACAUAUCUAAACCGAUGGACAGAUGGACCCAUAUGGGGUGUAGUGGAAGGUCAUGUCCACAGAUGUAGGACAUCCUGGUGGUCUACCUUGUUACAUGUGCAGAAUUAUAUGAACCCUACUAAUACGUGCGUCGGUCAGACAUGGUAUUUAGCGAUAGACGUCCAGCUUCACAUCUUAUCUCCAAUUCUUCUAUACUGGGUCUUAAUGGGAAGGAAGAAGAUAGCCUGGGCCGCUUUGUUAGCGGGGCUUGUAUCUAUUUUAACAGCGGCUACUAUUUAUAAUUUUAUAAGGGAGUUUCCCUCUACAAUGAUGGGUCGCCCAGAACGAACGAUGGAUUACUCAGUCAAUUAUUACAUGAACACAUUAACUCGAGGCUCUCCAUUUUUAGUCGGCAUGAUCUUCGGGUAUUUAGUGAGAACUGAAAAACUUGUCAUGUCCAAGAUCACCACAGCAGUUUACUGGAUAGCAGCGUUUAGUUUGUCAACCUUGUUGAUGUACACGAACUAUCCCAUAGCACAGCCGGAGUGGGACAAUCAACUAGGGGAUAGUCUAUACAACUCCUUCGUCAGACCUCUAUGGGCUUUAUACCUUGGCUGUUUGAUAUACGCUUGUGUCAAUGGUUUCGGAGGUCCAAUAAAUUGGUUCUUAUCACUUAGUGUGUGGAAGUUACAAUCACGAUUGUCGUAUGGAAUGUAUUUGUUCCACUAUGGUUUGAUGGUAGCUGUCAACUACACUGCGGUAGCACCGAUGUAUUUCUCUGUGGAAUCUGUGUUGUUCAAGUUCCUCGCUCACUAUGCGUUGUCCUUCGCCGUCACAUUCCUCAUGGUGCUAGUCAUCGACGCACCCUUCUCUACGUUAAUCAAACUCAUAUUUACCAGUCCAAAGAAACCCACAAAAAAGGAAUUCGAUGAAGAACCAGCAAAGGAGAUGGAUAAAACAGUGUAAAAUACUAUAUAAACGCACACCCACACACACACACACAUACCCACACACACACACUAGUAUUUUACGGUGUGUUAGUGUGUGUGUGUGUGUGUGUUACUUAGUUAAUUACUUAGUUAUAUUAUGUAGGUAAUUUAAAUUGUAAUAUUAAAUUGAAACUCGCUAUUUGUUCCUCAUAAUUGUAGGUCGAUAGUUAAAACUUAAUUUAUUUUUUUCGUAUUAAUAAAUAAAUGUUUUUGUAUGAAAAAGAAA